Molecule: messenger RNA, 962 nt
Organism: Chenopodium quinoa (quinoa)
Lineage: Eukaryota; Viridiplantae; Streptophyta; Magnoliopsida; Caryophyllales; Amaranthaceae
Product: peptide methionine sulfoxide reductase B1, chloroplastic-like
Exons: 5
Coding region: 79-681 (200 amino acids)
Biological process (GO): response to oxidative stress; protein repair
Cellular component (GO): cytoplasm
Molecular function (GO): peptide-methionine (R)-S-oxide reductase activity
Source: RefSeq, a predicted model, not a curated record
UUCCUUUUCUUUAAAAAAAACAAGAAAAUUAAAUUUAUUAAUUGACUAGUUUGUUCUUAAGAGGGUGGCAAACUAGCAAUGGCUUCUCAUAGUUUAAGUAGUUUAAGCUUGAAUACGCUAGUAUCUUCGAAACCCCAAUUAAGACUUCUUCCAAAAUCAACCAUUUUAUUAACUUCCAAUUUAAUAAACAAAUUUUCUGGAAAAACAUUAGCAAUUCGUGCAAUGGGUUCUUCUGCUUCUUCUCCAAAACCAGACAGUUUUCAAGAGACAGGCCAAAAAGACUAUUCUUCUUUAACUGAAGAAGACUGGAAAAAGCGCCUAACCCCAGAGCAGUUCUAUAUAUGUCGUCAAAAGGGCACUGAACGCGCUUUUUCAGGGGAAUACUGGCGCACAAAAACACCUGGAACUUAUCAUUGUGUGUGCUGUGACACCCCUUUGUUCGAAUCAUCUACCAAAUUUGACAGCGGGACUGGUUGGCCAUCCUAUUACGCACCUGUAGGAAACAAUGUUAAGAAAAAGAUGGAUUUGUCAAUCAUCUUCAUGCCCCGAGAGGAAGUACUAUGUGCAGCUUGUGAUGCUCACCUUGGACAUGUGUUUGAUGAUGGUCCCCCUCCAACAGGAAAACGUUAUUGCAUCAACAGUGCUGCACUGAAGCUUAAACCGAAGAACACCUCCGAAUGAGGCAUUGAGCUGAUUCAGAACUGAGAAAGUGGCUUGUACACUUGAGCUUGUUUAAGUCUAAUUUGUAUAUCCUCGGGUUGUUGGAUUCAUAUCGAGUACAUCUUUGUAGAUAUAAGACUAUUGAGAAGCAUGUUUUAUAGAAAAACAAUGAUUUUUUUCUUUUUGGAAGGCAUAGAAAAAUAAUGUUUAUUUACCCAUAAAUUUGUGAAAUUGCUGUAAAGCUCUGAAUUAGAGUGUGUUGGCUGAUUGUGAAAAUAUGGAACAUAGGAUUUUUUGUUGAA